CCGACCAAAAAUUAGGUCGGAUUUAAAAGGACAUGCACGAUUGAGGAACGCUCCAGCCCUCUUUUGAAGAAGAGGACUCAUUCCUUCUUCCAACGCACCAGAGAGAGGUGCUCCUUCAAAACUACUAGCUAGCUAGAGAGAGCCAAAGCCGGAAGAAAGCCACCAAGGUGCUCCAUAUCUUUCAUAGUAGAGGGGGUUGAGGAGUACCAUAGGGAGAUAUCUACGGAAACUACUCUAGUACCGAUCAUGGCAAUCCCCAUGGCAAAAACAACUCGUCUCCGAAAAGAAAACCUCAUAAUGUGUGUAACAGUCCAACGACUAGGCAACAAUAGGCACAACCAUGAAGAGAUGGGGCUGUCUUGCACUUUUGGUGCUGACAUGUGCUUGCAUGGCAGUGCUGCUGCGGCCAUCGCUUGCGUCCAACAAGAACCGAGCCUUGAGGGCCAGUGAAAAUGGCCAAGCCAGUGUCUACAAAGGUGAAGUAACCGUGGAUUUUUACAGAUUAUUUGAAGAGAAACGUUGGCUGGGAAUCAUCCCGUACAAGGACUAUACAAUAUCAAAAUCUCGAAUGGCGGGACAACUAUUUUGGAUGAACUAUUGGUUUGACGGUCGAGUCGACUUCAUCCUUGGAGAUAUCUAUGAGAUUGAUGACUCGUUCUACUAUGACAAUCCAUCAGAAAUGGUUUGUGGUAAUGCUCUGAUCAGAUUUGCCGCCAGAGCCAGUUCUGGUGGCCAAGAUCAAAUCAACAAUGUAGACCGAAUCAAUGUAUUGGUGGUUCCCAAGUUGGGACAAAAUAUCAAUGGUUGUGCCAGUGGAGAUGUUCCCUUAGGAGGGAGCCUCAACUACAAGGCACCAGCAUUUGCUCUCACCAGAGACAACACAUUUUUUUACUCGAUUGGGCCUCUUGUCAAGAUUGCCUUCCAGAACCUGUUUGGGUAUGUAGCAGGCCACGAAGCUGGUCAUAUAUUUGGUCUGUUACACACGUCCAUGCCUGGCGAUGUUGCACCCCAGGUCAUGGAAUAUUCUGGUUGUGGAUUGAAUCUGAGAUACCCACAGUUCUCUAAUGAGCAACUUCUGUCCGGUGAUUUCACGGACGAGGUAUCGGGCGAACUCUACACCUAUGCGGAUUGGCAUGGCCAAUCCAACAUUAUGUCUUCUAUUCGCAGUAUUGCAACACUGUUUAUUUGGAAAGCUGGCAUAUUCCGAUACAACUACGAGCCAAUCUUUGAUCAAAUUCUGGAAUGUUGGUUUUCCAGGUCCUCUAUGGGGACUGCUUCUGAUGCUCAAGGGAUGGAUGAAACGAAAAUCAUAGAAAACAGGUAGGUCAACAAGCUACACAGUGUAGGCGUCAUUCUUGGGCUGCUAGUCAAAAGAUGUGCAACAUGCCUAUAUUGGCGAUGCAGCAGCGGUACUUGCAAUGGUUUGCAAGCACUGCAAUCUUGGUCUAUCAUCCUUUGCUUGUCAAAGGAUCAAGGGUAAAUUUGACUGGUAGUUCAGAGUUUGACACUACAACAGCAGUACAGUGGUCAAUCGUAGGAAGAGCUGUUCAUUGGUUCGAUUGUAUUCCCGCUUGAUGUCAACCAUGCAGUCAUCUGCGAAAAUUCUAGAAGAAGCUGUCGUCAGGUGCUCUGCUUUGGUUGUGCAUUCUACCGUAGCUAGCGAUGCAGUGGGAAUCCCAAAGGAUUGACGAAAGGACGUUACUCUGUGGAAAACAAUUCGAUUGUUGGGAUGUUGCCAUUGAAAUGCCUGCUAUAGCUCAUUGUGGGUUGCCGCGUCGCCGUCGAUUUCAUCUUCGUCGCUCUCCUCGUAGACGUCAUCCCCUUCUUCUGGUUCCUCGUGGUCGUAUUCGUGGUCUUCCCAAACGACACCUUCAUAGUGUGGCCAAUAGUCUGUUCGGCCUAAAUGAACCGAUGCUUCAUCGACGGGAUUCCAGUUCCAAUCCAUCUUGUACAAGUUUCCCUGUUGAGGUGUGACGUUGUCACCCCAGUCAUCCAGAAGCUUCAUGUCUUCCUCU
This is a messenger RNA of Seminavis robusta, 2015 nucleotides long. The record is from the annotation of a GenBank genome assembly. NCBI's taxonomy places the organism in Eukaryota, Bacillariophyta, Bacillariophyceae, Naviculales, Naviculaceae.